AAAAUCGCGGAAAUUUUGUUUUUAUGUUGAAAUUUAUAAAAAAAAAUCAAAAGAUUUAUAGGAAAUUAAAAGAAAUUAUUAAAAAUUAAUCAAGGAUGGAAUCUGGCGAUAAAAACAAUCGACAGGAUGCCGGUUCAUCUUCAGAACCCACAAACAAAACCCCCGAACGGUCUGUAACCUUCUUGGACAAAGGAGUGGCAAAAGUUAUGAAGGUCAGCAAGGGUCACAAAGUCAUAAUUAUGAAUAAUGAGAACGGCGAACAGGAAUUUAUCGCAAUUCCAGCCUCGCAAGACAUCAAUCUCGAUGAAGUUUUGUCAUUUAGUGCCGGAACACAAAAUCCAGCGAUGCCUCCGUCACAAAAUUCUAAAAAAAAUAAUUUUGAUUCGUGGCAACCGGCAUGCAGUUCGACUCAACUAAUGUCCCAAGAGUUGUCUCCAAUCAAGCCACUUGCAAAUUAUCUCGAAAAAUCCCUGGAAAUCGCCGAAGGAGCAUCAGAAAAUGUUCCAGAGAGAGAAAAUCCGGUUAAAAUUGUUUCAUUGAACGAACGAAAUGAUUGGUCGGCAUUCAAAACACCUCAAACCACGCAAGCGACGUCAGAAAAUCCAAACACCGAGCCUGCCAUGGAAGUCGAUCAACCCAAAAACGAUGAAAUGCCUCGUCAAACAAUCCAUCAAACGGUAGGAAGUCUCACUUCAACUCUUGCUGGUGAAAUUUUUGCUCCGGAAUCACCAUCGCAGUCCAUGGUAGUUGAUCAAAAUACAAUUCUGCCAGUUUUACCGCCGAAAAUCGUUAAUACAACAACUGGUUUGAUGAAAAGUGACUCAGAAGACUCGGAUAAAGAUUCACCAGCGGCUCCUGAAGUUCAGCCCGUCACCGAAAAGGCGCCAGAAGAACCCGAAGAGAUGGAAGAAGAAGUCCAGAUCGAUCUAAGUUUGCCGCCAGCUGAUGCUGAAAUCUGGAAAGAGUUGGAAGAAAUUCAAAAUCAGCUGAGAAAAGAGUAUUUUGGUGAUUUUGAUGAAAAUGUUGAAGAAAAAGUUGAAAUCAAGGAGCCUCAAAGUGACUUGAUGAGUGCGCCAAAGUCACAAAAGACACAAAAAAUACAAAAAUCUCCAAAACGGAAGCCGAUGCCAAAAUCCAAACGACCAACAACGACGAGAACGCGAUCCAGAACAAUUUUAGAUUCGGAUUUUGAUGAUAAGAGUCAACCAAUGUUGAAACAUGUACCUCGUAUUUGAGAAAUUUCUGUUCUUUUUGUGAUUUAAUUUAAAUUUCUGCUAAGUUUUUGUAAAAUCUUGUAAUAAAAUAAAGUUAAAAUUUGU
Messenger RNA from Culicoides brevitarsis, 1319 nucleotides. RefSeq lists its product as uncharacterized. NCBI's taxonomy places the organism in Eukaryota, Metazoa, Arthropoda, Insecta, Diptera, Ceratopogonidae. The coding region runs from base 96 to 1235 and encodes 379 amino acids. The transcript is spliced from 2 exons. The record is from RefSeq and is a predicted model, not a curated record.